Molecule: messenger RNA, 6912 nt
Organism: Danio aesculapii
Lineage: Eukaryota; Metazoa; Chordata; Actinopteri; Cypriniformes; Danionidae
Gene: rbm47
Product: RNA binding motif protein 47
Exons: 7
Coding region: 401-2209 (602 amino acids)
Cellular component (GO): nucleus
Molecular function (GO): mRNA binding
Source: RefSeq, a predicted model, not a curated record
CCUCCUCGACCAGUGAAGGAGAGAAGCAGGGUGAACGAACAGCAAGGGACGGGGAAGUGAAACAGUUUGGAGACAGAAACCAAAAGAGCAAAAGAACAGAAAGAGAAGUUUUUCACCGCUCUGGACUGUCGAGACCUGCAAGAACACUGUAGACCGGGUGAAACAGCGAGAUGAACGUGGCUGCUCUGCUGUACCUUUGAUUAGUGCAACACGUUCAUUCUCUUUGACAGCUACUAAAGGCGCAGACGGUGUGUGCGAGCAGACUCCAGACAGACUAAAGAGAAGGCCUGAGUGUGUGAGUGACUGUGUGUGAGCGAAACAACAUCACACCCCCCACUCGGACACACAUUCAUCCACCUGAAGUGCCAGACUCCAGUCCUGAUUGGAUGCUUAUUUCAGAAUGACAGCAGAAGACUCCGCCUCUGCCGUUGCUAUGAGUAACCCUAGCCCAUCCUCCUCCUCCAAAUCCUCCUCUGGACAUCCGCAGCAUCACUGCACCGUCCCAGAGGGAGUAGCUGGAGCCCCUAAUGAAGCUGCGUUGGUGUCCCUGAUGGAGCGGUCGGGUUAUGGCAUGGUGCAAGAAAACGGACAACGCAAAUACGGCCCACCUCCAGGCUGGCAAGGCACCUCCCCUCCCCGCGGCUGUGAAAUAUUUGUUGGUAAAAUCCCACGCGACGUUUACGAGGAUGAGCUGGUGCCAGUAUUUGAGAGCGUUGGACGGAUCUACGAGAUGCGCCUUAUGAUGGACUUUGAUGGGAAGAACCGCGGUUAUGCGUUUGUCAUGUACACGCAGAAGCACGAGGCAAAGCGAGCGGUCCGCGAACUCAAUAACUUCGAGAUUCGUCCAGGGAGAUUGCUAGGUGUGUGCUCCAGCGUAGACAACUGCCGCCUCUUCAUUGGAGGAAUCCCAAAAACCAAGAAACGUGAGGAGAUCCUGGAGGAAGUUUCCAAAGUGACAGAGGGGGUGCUGGAUGUGAUCGUGUACGCCAGCGCUGCGGAUAAGAUGAAGAAUCGCGGCUUUGCCUUCGUAGAGUAUGAGUCUCACCGUGCUGCUGCUAUGGCCAGAAGAAAGCUUAUGCCUGGGCGAAUUCAGCUCUGGGGUCACCAGAUUGCAGUCGACUGGGCCGAACCUGAGAUUGACGUGGACGAGGAUGUGAUGGAAACAGUGAAGAUCCUGUAUGUGCGGAACCUGAUGAUCGAGACCAGCGAGGAGAUCCUGCGCCAAACCUUCGGCCAGUUCAACCCUGGCUGCGUGGAGCGUGUCAAAAAAAUCAGAGACUACGCCUUCGUUCACUUUGCCAGUCGAGAUGAUGCUGUGGUUGCAAUGGACAACCUGAACGGCACAGAGAUCGAAGGUUCCCGUAUAGAAGUAACCCUGGCCAAGCCUGUGGAUAAAGAGCAAUACACCCGCUAUCAGAAAGCAUCGAAGGGAACAGCAGCUGCCACAACUGUUGAAAGCACCCAACAAAGUUAUGUGUAUCAGUGUGAUCCAUACACACUGGCCUAUUAUGGUUAUCCAUACAACACACUCAUCGGACCCAACCGAGACUACUUCAUUAAAGCAGGUACUGUGAGAGGCCGUGGCCGUGCCGGGGCCAGUAGCAGGGGCCCAGGGCCCCGCGGCUCAUACCUUGGUGGCUAUUCAGCUGGCCGAGGCAUUUACAGCCGCUACCAUGAAGGAAAGACCAAAUUGCCGGACAAACCUUACGAGAUCAUGCCUAACCUAGAGUUGGCAGCUGUGAACCCAGUGGGCAUCAAGCCUGGCACAAUGGCUCUUCCAGCACUUGGUGCCCAGUACCCUGCUGUGUUUUCUGCUGCUCCUGCAACUAAAUUAAUGGAGGAAGGGAAGAUCCACCCAGUGGAGCACCUGAUAAACCCUCUGGCCCUCCAGCAUGACCCCACAGCUGCCUCGGCCACCGCAGCGGUCAUACCUGCAGUCUCCACACCACCGCCUUUCCAGGGUCGUCCAAUAACCCCUGUCUAUGCUAUGGCUCAUAACAUCCAGAGGAUCCCGGCUGCAGCUGCCAGUCUAUAUGGAGCCGGAUACAUGCCUAUCGCUGCCCAUGCCAACACAGCCACACUGGCAGCGCUGCAGAAGAAUGCCGCUGUGGCUGCCGCCUACGGAGGGUACGCUGGGUACAUGCCCCAGGCCUUCCCUGCCGCCGCCACCUUCCAGAUGCCCAUUCAUGAUGUAUACCAGACCUACUGACUGAGACACCCGCAGCAUCAGUCACAAUGACUUACUAUUACACGCACCACAGGCCAUCAGACAUUUACUCCACAUCUAUGAGGUCUGCUGGUAAGCUGAACCACGCAGAGCGAAACUGACACACUCACAACAAAACUAACACCUUCUGACUCGUGUGAAGCUCCCUGGAAGCCUUUAGAUUCCUGCAGAAGUUAAAGCUGGCAGCAAAGACGUAGAUGUUCUGCUAAAUUUACCAUCAGUCCCCCCGGCCCAUGUUUAUUAAUCCAGACGUAUGACCCAGGUCAAAACCACUUUUAUUUACUACUGACUAGAUAGGUAGACUUCUGCGCAAUGUUUUGCGGACUCAAACCCUGCAAUGUGACCAGAACUUUACCCAUUUUUAACCCUUUAGACCAAUGGGAAACAGUCUGUCAGUUUCACAUCCUAAAGGAAUCGACCAGCUUGCUGAUUUUCCAAAGCCAUCACACGACUGAAUGAAUGAUAACUUUUGUUCUUCUUAUAUGCGUAUUUUCAUAUUUUAGCAUUCCGCUGAGGCCUUGUUUUUACGUUGAUCACCUGUAUGGUGGUGGAUUGACUCCGAGUGAUAUGUUCAUAUGAAGAAUUUCAAUCCGUAAGACUUGCAGAAGCACAUCUACUGACAUAUCACCGUGUUUCCCACACACACACACACUCCAGAUGAGAAUUGUGAGCCAGAGAGGUUUUGUCAUGGCACAAUCCUAAUAUCACUCCUCUGCGUUCACCGCCUGAAGAAUACUGAAGGAACGGUGUAGUAUUUGUGGACGUAUUUAACUCGUCUCUGUGCUGUAGUCUAUUUACUUUUGUUUUGUGAAGGAAAACAAAAUGAACAAAAAGAAACUGCUGAGCAGGAACUUCAACAACCACAGAAGUACAAGACGUAAAGUGUUUCAUGAAAAUGCUGUGUUUUGAGUUUAUAACAUAUACAUAUAUUUACUUGUGAAAAGUUUUGAAGACGCUGGAAUCUUCCGUCCACUGGGUUUCCUGCAUGUGAGUUCAUCAUAUGAGCAUACUUGCAUUUGUUUUUCCUACUUUAUUGCUUAUUCCUUUUUAUAUUAUAGACUAUUGUUUUAAGAUUGUGCUCUCUAGUGGGUUUAAAGAUUGUUCAGAUGUUUUCAUCUUCUAGAGGAUUUUUUUUCUUUUUUUAAACUGGAAGAUAGAUUAACACUGAUAUCAUUCUCAUUCUCAAAGGCCAAAUAAGUGCUCAAGUGAAUGUAGGAAAAAAGAGAAAAAGCUUAAUUUCACUUAAAUAUAUUUUGAAUAACACUUGUCCUUUGUUAAAAGGAUGUCUCACCUAAAAAUGAAAAUUCUGCCAUCAUUUAAUUAUCAAAUAUUAUUUUAAUAGUGUGCUACUUUUUUUCUUCUGUGGAACAAAUGAGAUUUGGUUGCCCCAAUUUUUUAUCAUUGUAAUCUGGUUGAUUUGUUUACGAAACAAAUUUAAGAAAAAUUUAAGAACAUUUAAGAAAUGUUUGGGUUGCCAACAUUCUUGAUCUAGUUAAACUAAAUGUUUUGCUUACCAACAUUUUUUAUAUGGUUUCCAAAAACGUUUUGGUUUCCAGCAUUCUUGAUUUGAUUGCCCAAAAUAUUUUGGAUACCUGCAUUCUUUAUCUAGUUAAUCAAAGUAUUUUGUAAAUGGCAUUCUUGAUGUAAUAACCCCAAUGUUUUUAGUACCAACAUUCUUGAUGUGGUUACCCAAGAUCUUUUGGUUACUAACAUUCUUGAUUUGAUUAUAAAAAAUCUUUUUGAUUCACAACAUAAUUGAUUGGUUCACCCAAAACAUUUUGGUUGCCAAUUUUCUUGAUCUAGUUACACAAAAUGUUUUACAUACCAAAAUUCUUAAUUUGGUUGCCCCAAUUUUUAUUAUUAUUUUUUUACCAGUGUAAUCUAAUUACCCAAAUCUUUUUGAUUACCAACCUACUUGAUUUGCUUAGCCCGAACGUUUUGGUUGCAAACACUCUUGAUCUAGCACACAAAAUGUUUUGUGUACCAACAUUUUUGAUUUGGUUGCCAAAAACAUUUUGGUUUCCAGCUAUUUUGAUUUGAUUACCUAAAAUGUUUUAGUUACCAUUCUUCUUGAAUUGGUUAAUUGAAAUAUUUUGGGAAACAACAUUCUUGAUCUGGUUACCCAAACGUUUUUGUUACUAUCAAUCUUGAUCUGGUUACUUAAAACAUUUUAAUAAACAAUAUUCUUGAUGUGGUCAACCAAAACUUUCUGGUAAGCAACAUUAUUGAUGUGGUUAUUACCCAAAAUAAUUUGGUUACUAACAUUCGUAAUUUGGUUAUGGUAACUAUUUGGUUGACAUGGUUUACUCAAAACCUGUAGCUUACUAGCAUACUUGAUUUGGUCAUAAGAAAUAUUUGGGUUGCCAACAUUCUUAAUCUAGUUAAACUAAAUGUUUGCGUACCAACAUUCUUGAUUUGGUUGCCCAAAAUAUUUUGGAUUCCAGCCUUCUUAAUCUGGUUAAUCAAAGUAUUUUGGUAAACAGCAUUCUUGAUGUAGUUCCCCAAACGUUUAGUUUCCAUCAUUGCUGAUGUGGUUACCCAAAACCUUUUACUAACAUUCUUGAUCUGAUUAUAACCUUUUUUUUUCACAACAUUUCUGAUUGGUUCACCCAAAACAUUUUGGUUACCAAUAUUCUUGAUUUGGUUACCUGAAACAUUUUGGUUGCUAAUUUUCUUAAUCUAAUUGCACAAAAUGUUUCACAUACAAACAUUCUUGAUUUGGUUGCCCAAAAUCUUCUGGUUACCAGCAUUCUUGAUCUGAUUAAUCAAAAAGAACAUUCUUGAUCUUGUUCCCCAAAAGUUUUGGCCACUAAAACUCUUGACCUGGUUACCCAAAAAACAUGGGAAGCAACGUUAUUAAUUAUUGAUAUCUUAAAAAUGUCACAAUAGAUAUGCAUUUUAAUAAGUGACUUUCAAAAAGUUUUAGAAUUUUCAUUUUUGUGUAAAACAUCUCAUUUAGUAUGUUUUAAAAGCACAACUUGGACAAAAAAUGUAGCUGGGUUGAAGAUACAGCUCAUGAUGAGUUUUGCUCACUGGUUAUUUUAACCAACUAUGAGUAGCCUUUACUUUUCCAGUCAAGUACUAUGAUUCCCAGCAUCCAGUCCUGUGAAGUCUUAGUUGCAUCAUUAGGAGACCACAAGCUCCCUCGAAUCCAUUUUGUGCCAUUAAUACAAAUUACACCUGAAGUACUGUCCCAUUUACUGCUGAACCAAUUAUGUUCACGUUGUUUAUUAACGGUCUUGAGUUGCAAGCCUGGAGUUGCAGGAUAAAAAUCAGGCUAAUGAUGCGCUACUCCCUCUUCACCCUCUUCCUAAUUCCUCUUAUAGAUUCAUGCAGUCACAUCUGACAUUUUUGUACUUUGUUUUCUUCUGCAUUUUUGUAGAUCACACUCCCUUUGGUUUAGCUACUGUACGGUAUGUGCUAGUUAUAAUAAUGACUGUUCUGAGGUGCACUUAAACAUUUUAGGGUGUUAAAAGUUCUUGUGUGUGUAUAUGUAUGUGUAAGCAGGCACUUUUGUAUUUUUCGGGGUAUCAGUACUCCUAGAACUGGAUUGAACUGGACCAAACUGAAACCAGGGAGCUCAGAGAACCUGUUAAUAUCCUCAAUGCCUUUUCAAUGACUGCUGUAUGUCAUACCAAUGUCCUCCUCAAGACUGCUGUACGUCACCACUAUGCCUUCUAUGAUACUGGUAAUGUCACAUGUGCCUUUAUUCAGACUGCUGUCUGUCGAGUGACCUCUUAAACACUGUUUGUGACAGCACAGUGCCUCUUCUGUUCUCUUCUCAUUUUUCCUAUUUCUUUUUUUGUGUGUGUAUUGCUAUACUGUUAUAUGGGGGCUGUGAGUGUUAGAGUGCUGCUUUGUGUUGUAUUAUGCUAUCAUGUUCUAACAGAGUUGAUGUUUUAUUAAGUAUAGCCUGCUUUUUUUUUUUUAAAGAAGAGACUGAGUGAAAGUUUUAGGGAAAACUUCAUGAUAUGCAAACAAAGACAUAAAGAAUGACAAUCCAUAGUUCACAUCAAGUAAGCUAAAGACACGUUUUUAUCACCAUCAUCGAAGACAAAGUCUCUCGGUUUUGGUCACAUCUGUGUGUUUUUUGAGAAAAGUGAACAGUGCCCAGUAGUUUUCUGUCUUUUACCUAAUCCUUCAUUAUGAGCGAAGCAGUCAGGAUAUAUUUAAUAUAUAUACAGUACAUUGUUUUUGUGUAUGAAGUAAGAGGAAAUGCUAUAAUAUAUUUUAAAAAGACUUUUUCAUCUCAUUAUGUGCUUUUAACAACCUUUUUUUUGCCAAAGUGUUCAAUGUGUGCAACUAAACUAAUGCAAAUGUGUGGAUAUAUAUAAAAGAGGCUAAAUGUAAGCUUCCAGUGUGGAGUCAAUAUUGGCCCAAACUGACACAUCCUUUGGCAAAAAUGUGCUUUCUUUUGCAAUCAUUUCAUAAACACUACAUGUGUAGCGUUUGUUUUAUUCCUUUUUAGACUUGUUUCUUGUUACUAAAAAACAAAUAAACAAGACAAGGUGACCUCGGCUGAGGACAUUUAGAUAAUGUAGAAUGUUGUUGCCAAAAUAUUCUUAUCAUUCCCCCUUUUUUAGACCUGUUUAGAACUGUUUCCUAUCUUGAAUUUUUUUUUGUUUAAGUCUUUUUGGCAUUGUUGUAUUUAUAGAGGUAGUUUAAUAAAGCAUUUUCAAAAAGAA